Folsomia candida is the source of this 3332-nucleotide messenger RNA. RefSeq lists its product as uncharacterized. Gene Ontology annotation, biological process: cell surface receptor signaling pathway; G protein-coupled receptor signaling pathway. The coding region runs from base 1008 to 3023 and encodes 671 amino acids. The record is from RefSeq and is a predicted model, not a curated record. Gene Ontology annotation, molecular function: G protein-coupled receptor activity. Gene Ontology annotation, cellular component: membrane. NCBI's taxonomy places the organism in Eukaryota, Metazoa, Arthropoda, Collembola, Entomobryomorpha, Isotomidae. The transcript has 12 exons.
UAAGCUGUUAGAAGUAAUGAUCCGACAGCAUAAAAUAGGGCUCAAUUAAUACCCCGUCCGUUCCACCAACUAAUGAGAUACAUAUUCGACGACCACGACCCGCCCAGUCCGACUAAUGAGAUCCGUUACGUUACGAAUCCAGCAGUCCACCUGGAAAUUUUCUCAGUCCAAAAACCAGACCAGACAAGGUUUGGCUUUUUCAUAAACAUCGUAAAACGUUAUCCAUUUGGCUUGUAUCAAAUUUUUCUUACAAGUUUUUUUAUGGUGUAUUUUUGAAAAUUCAUCAGUUUCGUUAAGUGAUGAGGUUACAAAAAAGGAGUAACGUGUCAGAUUUCAGUGGUUAAUUUGACACUUCCAUUUUCAACAUCUUGUCCAACUCGGUUACACAAAUACGUAAUCGGGAAAGUGCUUUCUCACCAGUUUUUUUCCUCUCAGCAAGCCAAACUGACACUAAUUUGUUAAACUUAACACGGUGACCAUAUUAUUUGCAUAAGUUUCUAAAUACAUGAUAAGAUUACGUUAAGUUAAGUGUAUUUUUGAGAGUGUGUAAUCUCUUCGAGUUAUUUUGUGUCUUAAAAAAGACCACUUUUAUCUUUUCAUCUUGUGUAAAUGUGUAACUUAACUUUGAGAUAAGAGCUGAGCUCAAAAUUCAUGUCGUACAGAGGUGACUGACAUUUUUUAUGUGUUUAAUAUUUAAUAUUUUUCUAGACUUACAUAUUUAUUACGUACACUGUACAGAAACCGGACAGAGGAAGUUGUUAACACAUAAUUAUCAGGAUGUAAUAAAUACGACGUGAAUAUUUUGGGUGACCAAAGCAGUUGUGGUUUUGUGAGUGCGGUGAGAACAGUAUAGACAAUUGGAAUCCGGAUCAAAAUUAGUUAGUAUGAAAAUUGUGCAAGUUCCAUAUUAAAAUUUGCAUGUAUCUAAGAUUGACCAGCAAUUUUUAUAGUCAGAAUUUCUGAACUAAACAAAUUCGCUAAAAUUGUCUACCAAACUGUUCGAAAUAAUGGCGACACGUGAAUAUGUGGCCGUUAUUGUCUUCUUUGUCGUCGCCUUAUUUUACCCAGGUGAAAGUAUUGGUCAUAAAAAUAUGACCAAUAAUGUGACCUCUGCACCACAACCACCACCACCACCGACGAUAAAUACCUGUUGCGCAAUCAACCUCCAGAGCGAAACUGCAGUAAAAUGUCAACCUUCUAAUAAACAAGGGGGCAACAAUGACAUCCUCCCUUCGAAAUCUCUCGCAAUUCCGGCCCAUUUGAUGGCAGAGAACAUAAGUUUCUCCUUCCGGAUAGCACCCCAACGAACAAAAUUCUGCUCUCCCAACUCCCUCACAACUUUCACCAUGCCCUUGAAUAUUUCUUCCUCCGACCAAUCUGAAUUAUUCCUCCUGAGAAAUGGCUACCUUCGAAUUGACGACCAUUACUUUCACCCUGAUGAAUUCUGCGUCAACGGGAAAAACGCCACAUCCCUGGAAAUCUCGGUCUGCCCUCAAUCCUGCAAAGGCCCACGUCCCUGCAUCGUAAAAUGCUGCGGUCUACAUCAAGUCUACAAUUUCGCCUUUACGCCAAAUUCUUCCCCCAAACGUGGCUGUCAAACCAUCCAGGACUACAGCAACAAUUAUUUCUCUCCCGUGACGUACACCGACUUUGAGCACGCCGCUCACGACGCCACCGCACUUGCGCCGCACUACGUGUCCCGAUACCCGUCCGAGUUCAAAUUCCAGUGCCACGAGAAUAAAACGAACCUUUUCGUGUUUCCCAGCACAGCGGAGACCAUCGCGUCGCACACGCCGUACAACAUGACCGGCCACCCUUUCAAGGUGCGGCACGACGGGAAAAUCCUGUACCGGGAGAGAGACGGCGUCUGCGCGGUGAUUGACCCCCUCGCCAGCAACAUGUGUAUCGAUGCGGUCAUCAAUUUUGGUCCGGAGGUCAAGCCGUUUAAGAAUGAUGAGGAAGAUUUGGUCCUUUUUCUGUGCUCUUUGCCACCGAGAGAGGGAGAAACCGAAGAAGGAGGGUUCUUAUAUGGUAGUUUAAUGAUUGGGAGCUCGGUUUUUCUGCUUUUGACUAUCGCUGUCUAUUUCAUGCUUUGGGAAAGGCAAACGGUUCACGGGUGGACAAUCCUAUCUCAUACGAUCUCCCUCUUUCUCAUGUACAUUUUCCUGGGAACGUCCCACCUUUUACGGGUCACGCAAGGAUAUGCCAUUCUCAGGAUGGAAUUCUGUUUUGCUAUAGCCGUUUUAUCCCAUUUCUUUUUCCUCUCGACAUUUUGCUGGUUGUGCAUGAUAAGCAUUGAUCUCUGGUUGACGUUCAGAGCGAUGACUCCACGAAGGGGCGCAAAUUCCAAGGGGUUCAAGCGCUACAGUUUCUACUCUGUGAUGGGAUGGGGAGUUCCUGCCAUAAUUGUGGGGACGGGGUGGACCCUGACGAAAGACCAUCCUGAGAGAUCCUGCGGAACCAUUUUAACGCCCGGGUAUGGAGUUACGUCCUGCUUUUUACAGGAGAAAGCACUCGGAGCUUAUCUUUACUACCCAAUCGCCGCCAUGAUAAUUAUCAAUCUUAUCUUUUUUACCGUCACAUCAGUCAAAUUAUACGUGUAUCAAAACAGCACAAAGAUUGCGACCAAGGAUGACACACAGCAGCAGUUCUAUCGCCUCUUCUUCAAACUCUUUUUCGUAAUGGGAGUUUUCUACAUUUUCGAACUCAUUUCCUGGUUUGUUUCCGGCUCUGGCGUCUUUUGGUAUUGGGCUGCCUUCGACAUUUUGAAUAUUCUCAGAGCAGUCGCCGUUUUCAUCAUUUUCGUCUGCAAACCCGACAUUCUUUGGGCAUUGGAGCAAAACUACCCAUGGCUGAAGCCAAUUCUCAUCCCAUGCGCCUGCAUUACGCGGAAGAAGCGCACAUUUUCUCAGCGCCGGGCCGCAGAAUCUGAAUCACUCGGACUGAACACGUCCCUCAGCACGAAACAAAGCACGCUGCGAAGUUCUAAUCACGUGCGAAAUAUUAAUAGAAUAAUGGAUUAAGCAGAACAAAAAUUGCAAAAUGUGCACAAAAUGUAAGCCUGCUGACUCGCAAAAAUUAUGUAUGUACGUACUGUUGACAUUAACAUUAACAAGUGUGCAAUUCUGACACAAAAAAAUCUGCAAAAUUUAAUUUGUUCUUAAAGAAAUAUAUAAAUGGCAUUUUAAUUAAAAUAUUUAUAUUUUAAUUUAUAUUUUGAUCGCUCCUAGUCAAAAUAGUAUAUACGCUUUUAACUAAUUUUACAUUAAAAUAAUUAUAAUUCUCAAAAUAAUAAUUUUAAAACUGAAAUAAAUAUGCAUAAAUAUUGCAAA